CAGCUCCAUGUUUUCAGUUUGGUUCAUAGCGCUGCACUGAGUGGCCGAGAUUUCGUGUUAAUUGGCUGGAAACCGUUAUAAACUGACGAAUUCGGCAGGGUUCUUUUGUAGAUCGGCUUAUACUAUAUGUAUUAACUCGUUUCUGUGCUUGUUUAUUUUGCGUGUCUUGUAAAGGAGGCGAGAGGAGGGGGGAAAAAAAACCCAGAAAUGUCUGUAGAGGAAGUCAAAGAACCCCAACAACAGGAGCCUCAACAAGAAGCCAAAGAGCCAGAGCCGGCGAUCUCUUACAAAGCCAUUGUACUCACUGGCUUCGGGGGCUAUGAUAAACUAAAAGUCGAGAUCAAGAAGGAUCUCCCCACUCCUAAAUCAGGUGAAAUCCUAGUCCGAGUCAAAGCUGCUGGCUUGAAUUUUGCUGAUUUGAUGGCCAGACAGGGUCUAUAUGAUAGGCUCCCAUCUUCUCCUCCAUUGAUUCCAGGCAUGGAGUGUUCUGGUGUUGUGGAAGUGAUUGGGGACGACGUGACCGACAGAAAGGUUGGUGACAACGUGAUUGUAAUGAACAGAGCAGGAUUGUGGUCAGAGCUGGUUGUGAUUCCAGUUGGUCAUACCUUCCUAAUGCCUGAUGGGAUGGGUUUUGAAGAAGCUGCUGCUAUCCCUGUCAAUUAUAUCACUGCAUAUAUGAUGAUCUAUGACUUUGCAAAUCUGCGUCCAAACCAGAGCAUCCUCGUCCAUAUGGCAGCUGGUGGUGUGGGUACUGCUGCAACACAACUGUGUAAAAUAGUUAAAGAUGUGACCAUCUUUGGCACUGCAAUGGCAUCUAAACAUGAAACCAUCAAAGAACAUGGUGUGACUCAUCCAAUCGACUACUCCACCUUGGACUAUGCUGAAGAAGUUAGAAAGAUUUCCCCCAAUGGGGUCGACAUUGUUUUGGAUCCCCUGGGAGGAGCUGACACAACUAAAGGAUUUAAUUUGCUCAAACCGAUGGGAAAAAUUGUGUUAUAUGGGGCAGCAAACCUACUGACUGGACCAAAGCGCAAUCCAUUAGCCAUUGCAAAGAUGUGGUGGAAUAAGUUCAGUAUUAAUAGCCUGCAGUUGUUGCAUUCCAACAAAGCUGUGUGUGGCUAUCAUCUGGGCUACCUGGAGGUUGACCAGAUUAGAGAUGUUGUCACCAAGUUGCUUUCUCUGUACAAAGAAGGGAAAAUCAAACCGAGAGUGGAUUCUGUGUGGUCGUUUGAACAGAUUGGAGACGCUAUGAAGCAAAUGCAGGAGCGCAAAAACAUUGGGAAAGUCAUUCUGGUCCCAGAAGCAAAGAAGACUGAAAAUUAGUCCCAACUGUUUCAAAUAGAAGGCAGGGAAUAACAUUGUAAAUUAGCUAAAGUGCUAACCUUUUAUGACCUGAAGAUGGACGAUGACUAACUUAAGCUUGAGGCAGAGAAGCAAAUUCUGACUGCUCCUGUAAUCCAAUGUAUUUAGAGCUGGUUUGCUGCUUGCAAGAUACCAUCCUAUUAAUGGGCCUUUACAACUUUUUAUCAUUUUUCUAUCCCCAAAAUGUUCAAUUAUGAACUUGCUAAACAUCUCCAAUUGACAUAGCUCUGCCUUGGCACACUUUUGCCAAUGAUUCAAAACUGUGAAUGGUCCUUUUUUAUGGUCCAAAUGCUGCAGAUCAAAGAUCCAGAAUGAUGAAACUGGAAACAGAUUCUUGAUAUAUCCUUUUAGUCAGAGGCACAGGUUUGACCACUUGCUGUGGACAGCGUGGGUUGAUGUAGGCUGCUAUGAUGACAGCUAUGCUGGAGAUGCCCAACUUCCAGAAACUGCUGAACAUGUAAUCUGUGCAGCAAAUACCCCCCCUCCCCUUGUGUUUUCCCCUGCCUUUUUUAAUUCAAUUAUUCAUUACCACCCACAAUCCAUUUGUCCAUGUAUAAAACCUAAAGGGUUAGUACUAACUGCAUACUAUAAAGAUAGUUGAUCAGUUUGAACCUAUGGAGAUGUUAAUUGUAUUUGGGGGGUUUUAAGGGCUCUCAUUUACUUCAGUUGAUCUUUACCAUGAUUGUUGCUGGGACUGUGCACUGAUCCAGUUGAUUUGGCUCAGCAAGUGUCUAGAACCGAUGAAUAGCAAAUAUCAUUAGAACACCACUAAUUGGCAUUUUUUCAUGUAGUAAAAGCAUCAUGUAACCACUAACUACUUUCGUUGGAGUCUGAUCUUACCCCAUGAUAGAUAAUGGAGUUGGGAUCAAUAGUUUGAGCCUUUUUGGUAUAUCAGUUAAUUUAGUGUCCCAGUUUUUCCAAUGAUUAGCCAAAACCCAGUCUGGCACCAGAAUGUUUUAAAGUCACCAACUUCAAUUGGGAUGUUCUACCUAGAAUGAUCAAAUCCUAAAAGUUGUUGCACAUUCCCAGCUAUAAUCUAAUCCAAGGCAAUCAGUUUUCUUUUUGUGCUAUUUGGUCUAACCUGGAAUUAAUGUCACUCUUUCUUGCAAGGGUUUUUUUUUUUGGUCCCCUGCACUUCUGCCCUUGUCCUUUUCAAAUGGGUUGUGCUGCUUCGAGAUGCUGUGUUUAUAGGUACACUUCAAAUCCAUGCAGACCUAAUUGCACUGAUCAUGUUUCCUUGCUCUUGUUUUCAGUUUUUCUGUUUACAGCAGGUUUGUCCUCCCUGACUAGCAAAACAAAUAAUAGAAGCCGCUUUUAGUGGGUACAGGGUGCACUGGUAAAUUGUUGGGGAGGGGGACUAGUUACAGAGGGUUAAGUAUAUCCUAGAAUGAAAAUUCUGCUGACCAAAAAUUUUAGACCAUUGCCUCCAAUUGUUCAGAACCUAUCCUAUGUGCAUGCAUUGUUUUUACAUGGGGAAAUAAAACCAACCUUGAAGCUAAAUAUAGAUCCAGAUGGCUGUACACCUCCUGGAUCAACACUUUAAAUCGUAAUGUGACAUGAGGUAGUUGGUGAUCUCUUGAUCCACUAAGACCAAUGAGUUCCUCCAUGAAACUCCCUUUGCUCUGUUUACAUUACAGAAGAGCUAGAAGUGUGGAUGCUGGACCUACUGCUGAAGCUCAUUCUGCCUAUGUUUCUGCACCAGAAGCAUAGACUUGGAGUAAUAACUGCAGUGUGCAUCUAACAGUGGCACCAGCACACUUGCCUCCUGUGCUUAAGUAAUGAUUCCAACUAAAGACUCAAUCCAACACAAGUGCCAAAUUCUUGUCUUUACUUUUGGAUUAGUGCUUGGAUAAGCAUCUCUGCCUUUAUAAACUUCAUCUCCUGUAUGAGACUUGAGGCUAAAUUACAAGAUUUCAGUAGGGUUUACUCAUUAUUCUGCACAGGGCACUUGGCUGCUUAUUCAACAACCUAGUCUGAAUUUGGCAUUUUAUCUUGUGUAAAAGCAUCAAGUGUUCUUAAUCAAAAUGAAGUUGAAAAAUGGUUUAUAAUGUCAUAUGCCAGAAGUAACAGUAUAGCUAAUGGUAAGCUCUGCCUUGCAAAUCUUCAAAUGCCUGCCAAACCAGAGUACAAAUCCAGUGCCUUGAGAAGUCUCAAAUUCCAUUCUCACUGGAUAAAUCUAGUGUUUUUCCCAAGGUGAAAACUUGAAGUGCAUCUUUUUCAACAGCUAGUGAAAUGUAUUUAUUUUGUCAGUAUUAAAACUGUUCUCUGAACUUGGGACAUUAUUCUGUACAAUCUCAUGAAGCUCUAGUUCUACCCAAUUAAGCCACUCCACUUUUGAGACUCUGCUUGGGUAGCAAGGGAUCUGCCCUUGGUAUUUUACACUUUUUUUAAAAAGAUCAAAUGUUUUUUGUACCACAUCCACAGCUUUGCAUAGAAUGGAAGCCAACUUGCUUCAUAUGUGUAGACUUUGAGAAAUCAGUUGGGUUGAGCAAAUUAGCAUAUGAGCUCUCCUGGAAGUUAGUUUUCCUGUAAACAGAUGUCCCUGGUUUGAAAUCUUUAAUGUUUGGUUUUAUUGCAGCCUUGCCUAUACUGAAUGAAUGUCCAAUCUAAAACCACUUGUUUACAACUAUAAUUUUUACUAAAAUUGCAAAUCUUUGGCUGAGAUUUUCCAGCCCCAUUAUAGUGGGCACCUGCUGGAGAUUUGGCAGCCCAGCCAAAAAUCCAUUGCAUUUUGGCAGGACCAGAUGAUCCUGGUUGGAGUGGGGGGGGGGGGGGGCAUGGUUGGGGCCAGGGCCAGAAAUCCCACCCUUCAUUGUGCACAAAGGGCCAGAGAGAAGCCCCUUUCUAGAUGGAAUUAUUUGAUAGAGUCCCAGUAAGUGACUAAAGAUUGGUCAGUCUGGGCAAACAUCCUCUGUGCCUACUGUACAUCAAUGUGGUUUGCAGCAUAGUGGUGAACAAGCUUUACCCCACUGUGGCUUUUGUACAGUCAUCUUUAAAUUGUCCUAUACCUGCAGCACCAUGGAUCAAAUUGUAAAGGCAUCUUGAUUGUGAACUCUUGAAGAAUGGGUUAGGUUGAAGGAAAAUCCUUGAGAAUUAAAGGAAAGCAAGAGGUGACAGUGUAAGGAAUAAAUUGAGCUCUUCCCAAUUACACUUUGGCUAUAAAGCUUCAUUAAUUGGAUAAUCUUUUUAACUCCUUAUGUGGCCUUAUCCUUGUCCCUUUCAUGUGCUAAAUUAAUGAAGUAUUAUGUUUCUUAAUUGUGGAAAAAUUAGUUUGGACACAGAUUAAGUUUUUUGAUAAAAUGUAAUGUGAAAGGGGACAUGUCUUGUUUACCAAAUAAAAUCUACAACAUUAUAGAAAUAACUGGGGACCAAAGAGCAUUUGGAAUUGACAUAUUGCCCAAGUGGACAGAUGAGUUUUUCACUUUUUAUAGGUAGCAAGUUAGUUGGCCCAUGUCUUCUGUUUAGACAGAGGGAACAUUUUUUUAACAUGGUGACCUGUGAACUUUUUGGAACAAUUUGGGAACCAAUCAGGUUAUUUUAACAGCAACAUCUCGGGUGUUUGAAUGGUCUCAACUGUUUAUUUCACUGGCCAUUUUGUUCCACGACUUUCGAUUUAAUGACUUCAGUUAAAUAUCCAAAGUCCCCAUCCCCUUCCAUUUUACUGUGUUUGAGAAUGCUCAGUGCAGACCAUCCCAUUUUUGGAUCUCAUUGCACUACAACUGAAUCAUUUAAGAGCAUGAAUGUAGCUGACAGGGCAAUCCAUUUUUUUGCUUAAUGUUACUCUGUUCAGUAAGUUUUUUUGCUUUUUUCCACUAAAGAGUUAUCUCAGCAUAGGCCCCUCUCAGUCCCAGGCCUGUGCUAACUUAUCAUCUAGGGAGGUAAUGCAAUUAGCUUAGGCACACAAGCCAUAGGGGGCCUAAUCACCCUAUGCUCCUGAUGCAGCGUGACAACUCCUACUAGAAAGGCACUGGAUCAUGAGGCCUCCUGCAAUCAUAGUUGUCUUUUCUCUCUUUUCCAUUCUUCCCCACCACCCCACAAAUAUCCUUGAAUUAUGGGCAAAGGAAAAGAGAAAUUGGUAGUCACUCAUCUGUCCACUGAGGUUCUUUGAAACUUCACAUGCCUUAUUAAAAACUGAGCCUGAGCAACAGCUCAAAUGUCUUUAUAACUUAAUGUGCCAAUAUGACUUGAGAAAAUCAGGGGACCAGUUGAUUCUGAAUGUGAUGAGAACCAUUUUCUGUGGUUGAGCUUAAUGUCAAAAGAAAGGGACUAAUUCCAAAUAAAACUUUGUCCAUUGUCAGGAUUUAAAAGGGCCAAAUCAGCCUUCAUGUGGCUUAUGUAAACCUGCUAACUUUGAUUUUACAGUUGCAAACCCCUUUGAUUAGGGGUCAAAUGUACAUUUCUGACAGGGUUGUUCAGAUUUCAGAUAUCUAAAUUGUAAAGACCUUUUAACUUCAAGUCUGUUCAACUGCUAAACCUUUCUAUUUUGGAAGGGAAUCUUGGACAUAAGAUAUGCAUAUGGUCAUAACUAAUUAGGAUAUUUCUAGGCUUGCAUUUGAUAUCUUUGCAUUUAUUAACUGUCUAGCCUCUGGCUGACUUUCCCACAGACCAGUAUGGUAGCUACUGAAAUCAUUUAGAACAAGUUGGUCCGAAAGAGCCAUAAAACAUGCAACAUUUUUAAAGUAGUCCCUUCCCAUUAGUCUGGUCAAAUGCAAGUUGAAGAAUACAAUCUGUCGUCAGUCCUCAAGUCCAGAUGUUUAUUGGUUCCAGUGAAGCAUGCUUAUCUUUUGCUGUUCACAAACACCUAAAAAUGAUUCUCAAUAGAUGGUCUUCAAUAACACUAAAUUUUGUUACUUAAUUGUGGCACUGAUUUUGUAGGAUUUCCCCAGUGCCUAUCUUUGAUUUAUAAAUGUAGCUUUGGUGCAAAAUUACAACUGUAGUAUGGAAGCAGCCUGAAUCUGACUGAAAUGAAGCUUUAAUCUGAUUCUGCAUUUGUGCCACAUUUUCCUGUGCAAAUCAUGUGUGUAAAUUUUGUGCAAUUUCUCCCCCCCACCUGCCCUUCCACUGAACUCUUGAGCUAUGAACCCAACACUUGCCCUGCGGUUCACUGGUCACUUUGCACAUUUGAAGUGGCCAGUUUGUGAAUAUGCUUAGUGGCUUGACAAGCCUUGAUAACUCUGCUUAAUCCAUGACUACAUACAGCUGCAAGGAGCAUUCAGUCAGUAUGGCAGUUGUGACUUGCUGGCAGGAUAUGUGUAGAGGGGAAGAGUUAUUGGAAGAGGCUAGUUCCAAGUGGUCAUCUGUAGGUGGCCAAUUGUAUGGGGAAGCCUCUCGAGGCUAAGAAUUCCUGGUCAGUUUGGUUUUUAAAUUUAAAAACAUUGGCUUUCAGCCAUUUAUUGACAUUCAAAUAAUUGCCAACUGUGAUUGGUGGAUUCCACUUCUGCCAUGCAUAAGCUGUUACAAUUUUAACAUGCAACAGCAAAGGUGCAAGGAACUUAAACGAAUCUAGUUCUUGAUUUUUGCAAAGCAAACCUGCAUUAGUGUGCGUCUUCAGUGUGUAUUUGUAUAGAGACAUCAUCUGUGGAUGGAUUGAAUUUGAUUCAUUCAAUGGAUGUGGGUUUGCCCUGAUUUGCUGCAUUAGAGCAGCUUGGAGCACAGUUCUCCAGAUUUGGAGUGGGACUGGAGGCACACAGGCCAGACUGGGUAAAGACAUUUAAUUGGUUCACUGGUUUUGCCUAAAAGCAUUCACAAUGAGAAACUAUGUAGCCUUCUGUUUUUUGAGAUGAGAUGGCAUUAAUUUGUCAAACUCCCCAGUUGCCUUAGUUGAAGCACAUCAGAUAUUACCUGGCUAGGUCUGGCAUCAGUCCUCCAAUGAUGCAUUUCUGCUUGCAAACUCACUUCUGUUCCUCUGCCCCAAACAGGAUCCUCCAAUUUUUCUCAACAUAUAUUUUAAAAAAAAAAGCUUCUAAAUUCAUAAUGUGUUCUCAAAUCCCCACUAACAUUUAAGUGAACAUGGCUUUAACUGCUGAGUUUACAAGAUUGUUUGCUUGAUAUUUUAUACAGUUUACCAAGAACGGCUGUAAUUGCAAUUCACUCCUUGCCUGGAGUGGCUAGUUGAUUUGUAUAGAUGGGCAUCUGUUUUGCUCUACGCUUAGAACUUCUGUGAGGCAAACGUACCUUCCAUCUAGCAACUCAAAUCCUGUUGGGUUUGAUAAAGGGAGUUCCUUGUUUUUAUCCAGGGUAAUCUGUCAAGUUUGUUCUGAUGUACAGUAAUGCCUAACAUGGUGUACUGUACACUAGAAUUGAGAAUUUUUAAGUCCUGACUUAAACCUGUGAUCAGAAUUAAACCUAACACUUCCAGAAGAUUAGAAUGGGAACUAGUUUAUGGCAAAUGUUGAACAUUAUUGCUUUGAAGAGACUCGGUUAAAGUGAAAUUGGGGACCUUGCAUUAAGACAGUGGCUUUAUUUGGCCGCAUCUAGUCUCAAAGGGUCUUGCAACUGGAAAGUCACUGAAGGCAUGAACUGUUUUUUUUUUAAAAAAACAGGUCAAACAUUAACUGCGCUUGGUUUAUUCAGUGUUUUAAUCUUACUAAAAGCUGCUUUUUGUAUGUGUGAAACUGUGCAGUUGCUGUUUAGAUGGAUACUAAAUGUAAUGCUGUUUAUGCCAGGUGUUACCAUAUGCCUUAAAUGUUUAAUAAAAUGCAUACAUAAAACCCCAAAA
Messenger RNA from Carcharodon carcharias (great white shark), 8080 nucleotides. RefSeq names its product vesicle amine transport 1 (gene vat1). The coding region runs from base 208 to 1323 and encodes 371 amino acids. The record is from RefSeq and is a predicted model, not a curated record. The transcript has 6 exons. Gene Ontology annotation, molecular function: zinc ion binding; oxidoreductase activity. NCBI's taxonomy places the organism in Eukaryota, Metazoa, Chordata, Chondrichthyes, Lamniformes, Lamnidae.